CUAUUCCUGCAGCGACACGAUCAUACGCACAAUGAAGAGCUUUACUUUGAUAACAGCUUUGCUUCUCUGCAGCCUCAGCUGGAUCUCUGUCUCAGGUUCUGAGUCUCGGACUGUCGAGGUCCAGCCUGGUGGAGAAGUCACUCUGACGUGUGCCAACAUUUCCAGCGAACCAACUCAGACAGACUGGUUCAGAAUGAUCAACAGAACCAAGCCCAGCUGUAUCUCCUCUAUGUACAGGGCAGAUAGCACCGCUUCAUACUGUGAUGGAGUUCACAAUGGAUUUGAAAUGAGCUCAAACAACAUAACUGUCUUUCUUAAAAUCAAGCAUGUGGAUCUAUCUGACUCUGGAGUGUAUUUCUGUGGGUUUUACAUCCCCCUAAAUACAGUCAUUACCGAUGCAACACAUUUAAUUGUUCAAGGAAACGAUGAAUAUGAUGGUGAACUGGAUUGUACAACUGCAAAUGAGCCUAAUGGACUGACAAUCCUCAUCAGUGUGAUCCUGGGUGGUCUUGCUGUUUCCCUCACUAUAGCUGUCAUUGUCCUGGCUGUUAAAAUCAGGAAACUUCAGAGAGCUGUAAAUGGAAAACCACAGCAAGAAACAAACAAGGUAAACCCAGCAUCAAUGUAUAUAAACCAUGAACUGAACUACGCAGCUCUACGUUUCCAGGCAAAGCCAAAAAGAAGCCGCAGGCCUGCAUGUGAGAGAGAGCUGGAGCCAAAUGUUGUGUAUGCUGCCACCAGAUAG
This is a messenger RNA of Centropristis striata (black sea bass), 745 nucleotides long. RefSeq lists its product as uncharacterized. The transcript is spliced from 6 exons. Gene Ontology annotation, biological process: response to bacterium. The record is from RefSeq and is a predicted model, not a curated record. The coding region runs from base 32 to 745 and encodes 237 amino acids. NCBI's taxonomy places the organism in Eukaryota, Metazoa, Chordata, Actinopteri, Perciformes, Serranidae.